Molecule: messenger RNA, 735 nt
Organism: Acytostelium subglobosum LB1
Lineage: Eukaryota; Evosea; Eumycetozoa; Acytosteliales; Acytosteliaceae
Exons: 1
Coding region: 1-735 (244 amino acids)
Source: RefSeq, a predicted model, not a curated record
AUGAUCUCAUCAACUACUGCAUCAACUCAAUUAAAUGAAGGCAAGCCAUACUUAUUUUAUGGACAUGGUGCCACCAAUGCCUUGAAGAUCAAGAUCAUGUUUGAGGAGUUGGGUCUCGACUACAAGUUUGUUGAUGUUGAUAUCUUUAAUGACGCCAGCGAGUCAAAGGUCUCUUUCAAGAAGAUAUUCCCAAAUGGAAAAGUUCCAGCCAUUGUGGACUACACUGUCAGCCCACCUUUGCACAUCUUUGAGUCGGGUGCCAUCCUCCUGUACCUUGCUGCCAAGCAUGGCAGGUUCCUCCCAGAUAUCAAGUCCCAUCCAGCUCAGCAUGCCGAUGUGUUGCAAUGGCUCGCUUGGCAGAUCUCUGGCUUGGGUCCAAUGAACGGACAGUUCACCUACUUUGCAGUUUUUGCUCCAGAGGCCGUUCCCGCUGCUCAAGAACGCUACUACAAGGAGACCGACAGGUUGUACUCAGUGUUGGAUCAACAAUUGAAGGACAAGGAGUGGAUUGCUGGAGGACAGUACUCGAUCGCUGAUAUGGCCGUCUAUCCAUGGGCAGUGUAUAUCCGUGAGGGAUUGCUUCCACAUUCUGAGAAGUAUCCAAAUGUCUUGGCUUGGUUGGAUCGCAUGAACAAGAGACCUGUUGUUGCCAAAGAACUUCCAGGUAUCUUGGCUCCAUUGCCAGGUUACAUUGCCCAUCUCAAGAGCAAAGGAACUUAUCGUAUCACUCAAUAA